GAGCCGCUCGAUGAUGCCCUUUGGCUUGAUGCGGCGGGAGCUGGCGUGCGAAGGCUACCCCAUCGAGCUGCGCUGCCCCGGCAGCGACGUCAUCAUGAUCGAGACGGCCAACUACGGACGCACCGACGACAAGAUCUGCGACGCCGACCCUUUCCAGAUGGAGAACGUGCAGUGUUACCUUCCUGACGCCGUCAAGAUCAUGUCUCAGAGGUGUAACAACCGCACCCAGUGUGUGGUGGUGGCAGGCUCCGACGUCUUCCCAGACCCAUGCCCUGGGACUUACAAGUACUUGGAGAUCCAGUAUGAGUGUGUUCCUUACAUCUUUGUGUGUCCGGGGACGCUGCUCCGAGUGCAGGCGCCCAGCUCUUUGCAGGAGGCGGAGCACCAGGCGGGGGCGUGGUGCAAGGACCCGCUUCAGUCCGGGGACCGCUUCUACGUCAUGCCCUGGACCCCCUACCGCACCGACAUGCUGUUUGAGUACGCCUCCUGGGAGGACUUCAAACAGAGCCGAGUCACCACCACCUACAAGUUGCCAAACCGAGUGGACGGCACGGGCUUCGUGGUGUACGACGGCGCCGUGUUCUACAACAAGGAGCGCACGCGCAACAUCGUCAAGUACGACCUGCGCACGCGCAUCAAGAGCGGCGAGGCCAUCGUCUCCAACGCCAACUACCACGACACCUCGCCGUAUCGCUGGGGCGGCAAGUCCGACAUCGACCUGGCGGUGGACGAGAACGGCCUGUGGGUGAUCUACGCCACCGAGUCCAACAACGGGCGGCUGGUGGUCAGCCAGGUAAAUCCGUACACGCUGCGCUUCGAGGGCACCUGGGAGACGAGCUUCGACAAGCGGCUGGCGUCCAACGCCUUCAUGGCGUGCGGCGUGCUCUACGCCGUGCGCUCGGUCUACCAGGACGACGACAGCGAGGCGGGCGGAGACCUGCUGAUGUACGCCUACAACACCAACCACGGCCGCGAGGAGGCCGUCAACAUCGCCUUCCCCAACCCGUACCAGUACAUCUCCUCGGUGGACUACAACCCCCGGGACAACCAGCUCUACGUGUGGAACAACUACAACGUGCUGCGCUACCCGCUGGAGUUCGGACCGCCGGACCUCACCACGGGUCCUCUGACCACCACACAAGUGACCACCACUCUCCCGGCUCGGUCCUUCACCUCCAGCACCAGCCCCUCCACAACUCGCCCCGUGGCCCCCACGCUCCGCCCGGUCAGCUCUGUCAACAACAACAACCACCACCACCAGCACCCCAGCCCCGACCUUCGAGCCAUCACGGCCACCGUGCCCAUCACCCGCUGGACCCCCCAGUCCUCGCAGGGCCCCCACGCCUGCGAAACCAAGCUGGUGCGCGGCGUCCAGUGGCCCACCACCCUGAGAGGGGAGACGGUGGACCGGCCGUGUCCCAAAGGAUCUCUCGGCAUCGCUUCCUUCCAGUGUUUGGCCGAGAAGGUGGCGUGGAACCCGCGUGGUCCUGACCUCAGCAACUGCACUUCCCCGUGGGUCAACCAGGUGGCCCAGAAGAUAAAGAGCGGAGAAAAGGCUGUCACCAUCGCCAUGGCGCUGGCCAAUUACACGCGAGGGCGGGUCCAGGCGGGGGACAUCAUCUCGUCGGUGCGACUGAUGGAGCAGCUGCCUGACAUCCUGGACGCCCAGCUGCAGUCCCUCAGGCCCAGCAACAAGGACUCGUUGGCACGCACCUACAACAAGUUGCAGAAGCGAGAGCGCUACUGUCGGGCCUACAUCCAGGCCGAGGCGCUGGACUCCUGGCAGGACAUGAACAGCACGGAGCAGGCGCACACCGCCACCAUGCUGGUGGACAUCCUGGAGAAAGGCGCCUUCCUGCUGGCCAACAACAUGCAAGGCGGCCGCUUCUCCGACCGAGCGCCCAACAUCGACCUGGAGGUGCACGUCCUGAACACGGAGAUGGACCUGCAGAGUUUGUCCUUCCCGCUCAGCGACAGCACCAUCCAUCUGUCGGCGUCCACCAUCAAGCAGUACAGUCGUAACGGGCAAGUCAAGGUGGUCUUCAUCCUGUACAAGCACCUGGGCGCCUUCCUGUCCACCGAGGACGCCACCGUCAAGAUGGACGCCCACUCUGGCCACGCUCGGCGGCGCCUGGCCGUCAACUCUCACGUCAUCUCCGCCUCCAUCAACAAAGAGUCCAGCCGGGUGUUCCUCACCGAGCCCGUGGUCUUCACGCUCAGACAUCUCCAGUUGGAGAACUACUUCAGCCCAAACUGCUCCUUCUGGAACUACUCGGAGCGCACAAUGACCGGCCAGUGGUCCACGCAGGGCUGCAGGCUGCUGGACACCAACAACACCCACACCACCUGCUCCUGCAGCCACCUCACCAACUUUGCCCUGCUCAUGACUCACCAUGACAGCGACCCUGCUGACAGCCAAGGACGGACCUCAAGUACCUCCACCAGGCUAGAGCAACACCAUGCGGAGUCACGAGGCUCAGCCCAUCACUGAUUGAGUCUACUGGGGCUGUUUGCAUAAUAUGUGAGUUACAAGCAGCCUGUAACGAGGGAACUCCUGAAUAAAAUGGGGGGCGCGGGGGCUGUUCCUUAGAGCGUGGUGGGAGACUGUAACUGAGUGUGCAGCAGCUCCAUGCGUUCUCCUCAUGAGCAAAAUUUAAAUCUGUCUCUGCUUGAUU
Entelurus aequoreus (snake pipefish) is the source of this 2675-nucleotide messenger RNA. RefSeq names its product adhesion G protein-coupled receptor L1-like. The record is from RefSeq and is a predicted model, not a curated record. Bases 11 to 2491 code for a protein of 826 amino acids. NCBI's taxonomy places the organism in Eukaryota, Metazoa, Chordata, Actinopteri, Syngnathiformes, Syngnathidae. Gene Ontology annotation, molecular function: carbohydrate binding; G protein-coupled receptor activity. Gene Ontology annotation, biological process: signal transduction. The transcript is spliced from 14 exons. Gene Ontology annotation, cellular component: membrane.